AUAAAACCCCAAUACAAACCUAUUUUCUUUUCCACCACAAAAUCGCCGUUUUCAACACAUCAAAAAUCAAAACCCUAAAAAUUUCCCGUCAAAUUCUUCGAAUCUUCAAUGGCUUCCAAGCGAUCUGACUAUGGCGAUGGUGCCAGUCCUGGCAAGAUUUUCAUUGGGGGUUUAGCGAAAGAUACAACCAUUGAUACAUUUGUGAAGUACUUUGGAAAGUAUGGAGAGAUAACUGAUUCAGUUAUAAUGAAAGAUCGGGCGACUGGUAGACCAAGGGGUUUUGGGUUUAUAACAUAUGCAGAUCCUUCUGUUGUUGACACUGUUAUUGUCGAAACGCAUGUUAUUAAUGGCAAACAGGUUGAAAUUAAGAGGACUAUUCCCAAAGGCUCUGGUGAGUCCAAAGAUUUUAAAACUAAAAAGAUAUUUGUUGGUGGUAUACCGACUAUAGUCACCGAAGAUGAGUUCAAAGAGUUCUUCUCGAAGUUUGGAAAGGUAGUUGAGCAUGAGAUUAUCCGAGAUCAUGUGACCAAACGCUCUCGAGGGUUUGGAUUUAUUGUUUUUGAAAGCGAUCAAACUGUUGAUGAAAUUCUUGUCAAUGGAAAUAUGAUUGAUAUGAAUGGUACACAGGUUGAGAUCAAGAAGGCUGAACCAAAGAAAUCCUCAAACCAAGGAUCUCAUUCAUACAAUAGGGAACCUAAGCGUGGAUAUGUUGAAAUUAAUGGUGGAUUUGAUGAUUCCUAUAACAGUUAUGGUCCUCGUCCCGGUAAUUACGGACCUCCCCCUCCUCCUUAUAGGUCAUAUGCUGGAGGAUUCCCAAGUAGGUUUGCAGAUUACGGGCCAUACGGGCCUGGUGCCAGUGAAUAUAAUAACCGCUAUGCUGACUAUGCAAAUGAUUAUAGUGGUUAUAGGAGCGGUGAGCCAUCUCUUGGUGGCUACUCUAGUCGGUUUAGUUCCUACAAUAGUGGAGGGUAUGGUACAGGAUACACAGGGAGUGCUCUAGGUGAGUUUGGUCGUGGUAGUGGUGCUAGUAGCUAUGCAAGUUAUGCUGGGCCAGGUGGCGGUGCAGGUUAUGAGCCAGGUGCAGGUUCUGGUUAUGGUGCACCUGGAGGGCCUUAUGGAAAUAGGGCAGGUUAUAGUGGCGGUAGUCGUUACCACCCUUAUAGCAGGUAGACAACUUUGGUUCAGAAUCAGAUAGACAUUAAAAAUCCCUUACAAGACACUAGAAGAUCAGCAAGAACUUUAGAGUAUCAGAGUUGGCUUUUGCAUUAGCUAGAUAGCAAGCCUAUGCUGUUUUCUAGCGAAGACAAUAGAGUCUAUUUAAACCUUGAUAUUUGUGUACUUUUCGUAAGGGGUUCUCGUUCUUAGAUGUAUGUUUGAUUUGCAGAUCUUAAGAAUAUGAUUGUUGCUAUUA
Erigeron canadensis is the source of this 1411-nucleotide messenger RNA. Its product is annotated as heterogeneous nuclear ribonucleoprotein 1-like. Gene Ontology annotation, cellular component: nucleoplasm. Gene Ontology annotation, biological process: regulation of gene expression. Lineage: Eukaryota; Viridiplantae; Streptophyta; Magnoliopsida; Asterales; Asteraceae. Bases 109 to 1170 code for a protein of 353 amino acids. The record is from RefSeq and is a predicted model, not a curated record. Gene Ontology annotation, molecular function: RNA binding. The transcript is spliced from 6 exons.